AUGGUGUUGUACCACUACAGAAAAUUCGCUGGGGGUAUUUCCAGAACCCAGCUUGAGACGUUCAAGUUUGGGUUUUGUCUCUUGACGCCUAUUCUUGUCAUGUACUGGGUUGGUAUCGACUCAGAUAAGAAGUUCAACUUGCCUGGAUUCUGGCCCGAUCCGCUGACGCUCAACCAGGUGCCCAAGGAGCCUCACGAGAUCCAGGCCGAGGUGGCUAGAAUUAGAAGGGCUAGAGCGGAGAAGAGAGAGCGUUUGGAGGCCAAGGCCAGAGAAUUGGGUAUUACUGAGGACAAUGAGUAA
Molecule: messenger RNA, 300 nt
Organism: Candidozyma pseudohaemuli
Lineage: Eukaryota; Fungi; Ascomycota; Pichiomycetes; Serinales; Metschnikowiaceae
Gene: PET100
Product: Pet100p
Exons: 2
Coding region: 1-300 (99 amino acids)
Biological process (GO): mitochondrial respiratory chain complex IV assembly
Cellular component (GO): mitochondrion; mitochondrial inner membrane
Source: RefSeq, a predicted model, not a curated record